Molecule: messenger RNA, 1708 nt
Organism: Zea mays
Lineage: Eukaryota; Viridiplantae; Streptophyta; Magnoliopsida; Poales; Poaceae
Product: putative thaumatin domain family protein
Exons: 3
Coding region: 331-1296 (321 amino acids)
Source: RefSeq, marked validated
AAUGCUGCUGUUCCCUCCCCCGUUUCAAUGCCUUGGCUUCAAGUGACCGUGGUAAAAGAAAAUUUGACGCCACAACACACGUCGGUUGCUUGUUUACUUGGUGUGGCUUUAAUUCGACUGCAGCUGCUGCGGCUUUUAUUUUGUCAUUAGAGAGCAGCCGAGCGCCACCGUCCAUCACGAGCUUCCAUGUUCAAGCCCUGCUCUCUGCUCUUAUAAUAAAUAAAAGUCGGCACAUGAUUGCAUCGCCCCCCCGCCUACAGACUCCAAACAAAAUCAAGACUGAGAGCAAAACCGUCUCAUCUGAUCUAGCGAGCACUCCAGCUUUCUGCAAUGGCGAUUCACCGUCUGAUGCUUCCCAUUUCUAUCCUUCUGAUGAGCUCACUCUCCGGGGCCGUGUCGACGACGUUCACGCUGGCCAACUCCUGCGGCUACACGGUGUGGCCUGGGCUGCUGUCGAGCGCGGGCUCGGCGCCGCUGCCCACCACGGGCUUCGCGCUGGCACCGGGGGAGUCGCGCGUCGUGGACGCGCCCGCGGCGUGGUCCGGCCGCAUAUGGGGCCGCACGCGCUGCGCCGCGGACAACCAGGCCUCCGGCCGGUUCGCCUGCGCCACGGGCGAGUGCGGCUCGGGGGCGGUGGAGUGCGCGGGCGGCGGGGCCGCGCCGCCCACCACGCUCGCGGAGUUCACGCUGGACGGCGCCGGCGGGAACGACUUCUACGACGUGAGCCUGGUGGACGGGUCGAACCUGCCGAUGGCCGUGGUGCCGCAGGGCGGCGCCGGGACCAGCUGCGGCGCCACGGGCUGCCUGGCGGACCUGAACGGGCCGUGCCCCGCCGACCUCAGGGUGGUGGGCUCCGACGGCGCCGGCAUCGCCUGCAAGAGCGCGUGCGGGGCGUACGGGCGGCCCCAGGACUGCUGCAGCGGCGACUACGGCACCCCCGCGACGUGCCAGCCGUCCGCCAGCUCGCAGUUCUUCAAGAACGCGUGCCCGCGCGCCUACAGUUACGCCUACGAUGACGCCACCUCCACCUUCACCUGCACGUCCGGCACCGCCAGUUACCUCGUCACGUUCUGCCCAAGCAUCUCCAGCCUCAAGUCGUCCGUGAGCAGAACGAACCCGGGCCUGCCUCUGGUCAACGACACGGUCUCCUUCGCCGGCCGGGGAGACGGGUCCUCGUACCCGUACGCCUACGCGUCGGCGCCGCCCCGGUCGUCGGCUCCAUGCCCCCUGGCGCUCGCGGCCACCGCCUUCACGUGGCUCUUCGCCGCCCCGUACCGCCGCCGGCUGCGAUUGUAGAGCGAGCAAGGCCACGCGAGGGGCCGCGGACGUACGGCAGCCCUCGUGCAGGUGCAGUGCAGUGCAGCGUGGGCGCCCAUCCCGGACGCUUUGACCUGCUCGGGCCGUAUUGCUAAUUGUGUACUAGAUUAUUAUUAGUUUUGUCUCGGAUCGAGGAGCAUUAUUCGCCAAACAAAUUACUCCAUUGAUUAGUUGGGAUCUGGGAUAGGGGUGGUCAAUGGCGUGAGUGCAUGUCCAGAUUGAUAAUGCAUCAAACAAAUCGAUUGCAUUAUUUCAUGCUUUUUGAUCUUAUUUUACAGUUUCUUCAUAAAUUUAAGCAAAAAAGUUGUACUAAAUAGAACAUUUUUGUAGCCGCUUAUCAGUUACGCCGAUUCUUAAAAUGAACUAAAAGCGCAGACGAUGCUGUUUUUUU